ACUUACGGUUUUUCAAGCAUUAGCUUGAGGGUCCGUAUCUUAAGAAUGAGUAUGACAAACCCUAAUAUAGAGACUCCAAUGAUCAAGAUGACGACGAGUGAGAGGAUACCUCCAACAAUUGAAGCUGACUCAUUACUUUCAGUUUGACCUGUUGUCAUCUGUGAAGUGACAAGUAUUGUGAAGCUCUCGACACUGCUCCUACUAGAUCUGAGUGCAGUGUUGGUGGCCAGGACUU
Messenger RNA from Geodia barretti, 235 nucleotides. The record is from the annotation of a GenBank genome assembly. Lineage: Eukaryota; Metazoa; Porifera; Demospongiae; Tetractinellida; Geodiidae.